This is a messenger RNA of Bacillus rossius redtenbacheri, 4089 nucleotides long. RefSeq lists its product as uncharacterized. Lineage: Eukaryota; Metazoa; Arthropoda; Insecta; Phasmatodea; Bacillidae. Gene Ontology annotation, biological process: adenylate cyclase-activating G protein-coupled receptor signaling pathway. The transcript has 23 exons. Gene Ontology annotation, cellular component: membrane. The record is from RefSeq and is a predicted model, not a curated record. Gene Ontology annotation, molecular function: G protein-coupled receptor activity. Bases 892 to 3822 code for a protein of 976 amino acids.
CCCGGCCUGCUGGACGCGCACGGCUUCAACCUCACCUUCGAGGCCGCGCAGCCUGGGGCGGGCGCCCCUCGGCCCGGCUGCAGCGUGGCCGCCUGCUCCUUCGCCGGGCACUGCUACGCCAGCGCCGACUACAGCCGGUACGAGUGCUCGUGCUUCGAGGGUUUCUUUGGCGCUGACUGUAGUCAGGGAGCUCUUUGCCAGCCGGGAAAACACUUCUGCAGAAGUGGAGAACAGUGCAGGCAGCUGGGGUCCGAGACGUCCUACUGCGUGCCGCUGUGCUCUCCCGGCGAGGACUGCGCUGGAGGCGACGAGACCGGUGAAUACGUCGGUUGCAGGUCGGGAGGAUGCGUGACGCAGUGCCCCUACCAGGCCGGCCAGAGCAAGCCCUGCCAGUGCGCACAAGGCUCUGCGCAGGCAAGCGACCGAGCCAGGUACCAAGCAACCGUGAGGUUGGCCAACGUUACAGCUCUUAAAGACGCUGUGCGCACCGUUACACCUUCCAUUCAGGCGACACUGGAGAAGCAGAUAAGAAAUUAUAUUUCGAAAUAUUUGAGAUCUGGCAUUGCGAACUUCACUCAACUUCGGGUGUUAAAUAUCAGCUCGACGGGGGAGGUGCGGUUCCACUUCUGGGCGGGCCGCGGGGAGGGCGGCAAGGUGCGUGACCUGCUCAACCGGCUGGUGGAGCGUGGCAGGCUGGCCAACCUCACGCUCGCGCCCACGCACAUCGCCUUGCGGCAGGAGCCCACGCUCGCGCUGCAGAGCGUGAGGACCGCGGCGGUGCGCGAGGGGGAAGCCUUCAACCUGACGUGCACGGCGCAGGGCUCGGCCUCCCUGCAGUUCCGCUGGUUCAAGGACGGCGCCGCCGUCAGCGUGCGGAGGGCCAGCAGGGUGAUGUGGGAGGAGGUGGCGCAAGGCGACUCGCAGGACCAGUACGUGUCCGUACUGGGGGCGCAGGCAGCCAGGCGCCUGGACGAGGGCCGCUACACAUGCCAGGUGGUGGAGUGGGGGGUGCAGCAGUGCCGGUCGGCGACCCUGGCCGUGCUCUCGGCCCCGGAGGUCAUCGUGGUGCCUCGCAGCCUCACCGUGCGCAAGGGCCAGAACGCCAGCAUCGUGUGCGUGUCGCGGCAGGACGGGCGGCGCGAGCGCUUCGGCUACAACUGGACCAAGAACAAGGCGCUGCUCGGGGUGACUCCCGGCCGCGAGGUGUGGGAGGACCUGCGACCCGCCGGCAGCAUCCUGCGGCUCUUCGACCUGCAGCGCUCGGCGCGCUACGAGUGCCUGGCGCACGGCCGCCGCCCGGCGCGCGCCGCGGUGGUCGCCGUGGACGUGCUGGGGGCGGGGCUGCCCGCCUGCCCGCCCCAGGCCCGCUGGCCGCUCACGGCGCCGCACGGCGUGGCGCUGCUCGCCUGCCCCCCGCCCGCCGCCGGCACCGCCUCCCGCCGCUGCGCGCUGCGCGACGGAGCCGCCGCCGCCUGGCUGCCGCCCGACCUGUCCGGCUGCGCGCGGCCCGGCCUCGCGGCCCUGCGCGACCAGGUGGAGAGCUUGACCCUGGGCUACGAGACCACGAAUGUGUCGGAGAGUCUAUGCCAGUGCCUGCGGUACCUCGAAGAGCAGCCGUCCCCUCUGCCAGGCGAGGGCAAGACGGUGGUGUCCUUGCUCAGGACGUUGCAGGACUUCCUUCUGCACACCAAGGACCGGGAGGACUUCCUGGCCUCCAAGGACACGUUCCUGCGGGUCAUCAACGCCCUGCUGGAGGACAGGCGGUCUCUGACGGACCAGCAGAGCGUGGCGGAGCUGCAGAGCCUGGUGCGAGGCACGGGCCUUCUGUGGGCCUCGGUGCUCGGCUCCGGCCACGCAAGCUUCAGCUGCGUCACCUUGGACGUGCUGGGGGCGAGCGGUCCGGGGGCGGUCCACCUGCGCUUCCCGCUGGCGAACCUCAGCUAUCCAUCGUGGCUGCUUGAUCGAUUCGACCUUCGCGUAUUGCCUGCUGCUGCAGAAACACUGAAAAAUUUCACCAUCAUAGUUCAAGUGUACAAAAACCUGGCGGAUUUUCUGCAUCAGAGGGAUGUUGGGAGAAGAAGGGACGGGCAGGAGUUCCAGUACGAGAUGAUAUCGCGCGUGCUGAGCGUGGAGGUGCGCGAAGAGAGGGAACAAGUGUCGCUGGAGCUGGAGUUGGAGCUGGAGCUGGAGCUCGUACGGCCGGGACGCAACUGCAGCGACUGCGAGGUGGCGUGCGCCGUGCGGCCCCUGGGGGCCGGGCCACGGGCCUGGGACCUGGAGGCGUGCUCCACCGUGCUGCUGCCGGCCGAGGCGCGCGCGCUGUGCCACUGCCGCCGGCCGGGUUCCUACACGCUGCUGCUGGUCGGCCGCGUAGCCACGGCAGGGCGCGAGCCAGGCGAGAGUCCCCAAGCGGUCGUGCUGCUAGGCUGCGCGCUGUGCCUCACGCAGACGGCUCUGGCGCUGCUGCUGCUGCUGCCGUGCUGGUGGCGCCACCGCAGCUGCCUCGUCUACCUCAAGCUGCAGUGCUGCACUGCCACGUCGGGUGCCAUGGGAGUCCUCAUCUACGCUGUCAGAGACUCCAUUCCGCAGAGCAGUUUCCCUUAUGUAUCAACUAGUCUGGAAGCACUGCUGCUUAUUGGGAUGUCUUCUCACCUUAGUAAAGUUCUUAUUGUAUACACCGAAGUGGCCCACAUGCCAAAGGUGCGCUACUUGAAGAAAACUGUUGUCAGCAUUAUUACAGGUCUGCCUGUGAUCGCAGUUUUCUGCAGCCACCUGGCAUAUAACUCUCUAGGGCUGCAGCUGCAUUCCUGGUGGCUACUAUAUGGCACGGUGCUGUUCAACAUGUUCGUCACUGCCAUGACUGUCAUGUUCGCAAUGUUCGUCUUCUUGUACUUCAGCGUCAUGCGUCGCCUGCAAAUUGUCUGUGAUAAGAAGCUUCUUGAUACAUCUGGUGUUACACGCAGGGUCGGUCUGCUGAGGCGAGGAGCCACGAUAUUCUCCUUCAUGCUAGUUGUAGAUGUUUCGAGCGUGUGCUACGUUAAUCUGCAUUCCAGGAGCUACCACUACAUUUUUAGUCUAUCAAGUGCCUUGUUGGGUUCCAUCAUAUUUGUAUGCUACAUCUGGAAGAGCGAAACGCCGCUGUGUUUCUGGAUGCUGUUCAAGUUAAAAGUCGGAGAAUCCUCUAAAGACACAAAAUCUAACUCGUGUUUUCUAAACUCAACCAUCACGAAACAAGUGGAAGCCAUCAGACCUCAGAGAGAGCCUCCCUGGCCACACACUGCGUGUUCCCAGAGCGACGAUGCAGCCAAGAGCAUAGCUGUGUCUGUAGACUUCGAAAUGGAAACCAGGAGAAAAAUGGCGGGACGCGCCCCGCUGCCGGACGUGGCGCCGUGCCGCGAGGAGCUGCCCGCGCUGCCCGGCAGCCCGCGGAGGCCCCAGCCAGUGCUCGCGGCCAAGGUGAGCGUGGAGCUGGGGCUCGCCUCCAUCCCGCCCCCAGCCGUGCUGCUGUGCAGCGUGGACGUGGAGCGCAAGCCCGCCGCGCCGCGCGGCGAGGAGCCGGACGACGGGCGAGGCCUGCCCUCGGCGGUGCUGGCCGUGCUACUGCCGGACCACACAGACGAACCCCCCUGCUCACCCGCCACCCAGGGAGGUGCAGGCGAGGCGCCGCCCGGCCCUGUGACCGGCGAUCAGCCCCCGCCAGAGACGAGCCACAUUGACUGCAUGCUGGACAGGAUAUCGCACGACCUCGACUUCCUCCUGGAGAGAAGCAACCAGGAAGACAACAGCGAUGACAAAAGUGUGUGUCUUUCCAUGUUUGACUGAUCGAAACAGACGGCCAUUUUAAACGUGAAUGACGAUCUGGCUAAAGUCUGCAACCCAAACCAUCAAAUCUGUUACCCGGAUCCGGAUGAUUAAAAAUCACUCUGUCUUUGAUUCACUCUAACCUGCAUGUAUCUUGACACAAUUACUGACUGUACAUAGUAUAUUAUAUUUUUGUACUAAAGAAAUAAUUAAUGUCAUACGUGAAUUUCUGUAUUUCUUGCUGUAACUGAAAUAUACAUAUAUUUUAUUUCCUUCAAUGUAAUAAGA